AUGAUCCCAACACGGGACCUGAUAGAGAUGGUGCGAGUACGUCGCUGCCUGUGGGACCGCAAAUUCCUGGAGUACAGAGACAAGGCAGCCAAGGACAGGGCUUGGGAUGAGAUCUAUAAGAAAUUUGAACCUAAUUUCGACUCAUUUAAUCAAGCGAAGAAGAGUUUCAUCGGCAACACCAUCACAAGUAAAUGGCACAACGCGCGAGACUCAUACGUCAAAUCACGCAAAGGUGGCUCCAGAAAUAAGCCGUACCUCUAUUCCGAAGAACUCAGCUUUCUUGAAGAAACUCUUAACGUAAAAAAGAAUAAUAAAUCUUACAAUUCAGUUGAAGAAGUCGAUGAAGCAGAAAAUGAAGAAUCACAAAACUGGAUCAACGAAGUUUUCGUAGAUAUUGAUGAAAGUGCUACAGAAAAUGAAAACACAGCUAAGAGGCGAAAGAUAGAGUAUGAUGUUAAUACCUCUCAAAGCCCCAAAGAAACCCCCAAAGAGGACUGUGACGAUAACAUAGUGUCCGUCCUUGUCAACCUCAUACAGAAAGAAGAAGACGAAGAUAGAGCUUUCUUUAAAUCAAUUACACCGUCAGUAAAAACGUUGUCUGAAAGUUCAAAGUUCGAGUUCAGGAUACAAGUAAUGAAAUUGAUCAAUAGUCUUAAAAUGAGAGAUGCUAAAAUGAUCAAAUUGAAGAGAGAACGGACUUCUACUGUAGAAAGUGAUAGUGAUUAG
Arctia plantaginis is the source of this 726-nucleotide messenger RNA. NCBI's taxonomy places the organism in Eukaryota, Metazoa, Arthropoda, Insecta, Lepidoptera, Erebidae. The record is from the annotation of a GenBank genome assembly.